UUGCCUGUGGACGCUUCAUAAGUUUGUCAAUUGUAACGAUUCGACCUGACUAAAGUAGUGUGGAAAAGCUUUAGAAACACACAGAGAUCUCAGCAAAACGGAACGCCGAAAAAACCAUCUGGCAACCCAAUUUUACGUUAGAUAGUCUCCCUGCAGUGCAAUAUCGGUCUCGCGCUGCCAGGGUAUUCAGUUUUCUGUGGCAUUAGCAAGCAAGCUAAAUGCCGAAAUGAUAACGCAACGUCAUUUGAAGAAAAUUACUUUCAUCACAUUUGAGGAUUAAGCCUUAAAUACUGUCUUUCAACUGGGUAUAAGCGUAGAAUACGAAGACGUUUAAAAAUUGAGUCGUUUUGAAGUUAGUUAGCGUUAAAGCUAGCGCGUUAGCUAGCAAACCUAUUUUCUUAGAGCUGGAUUUUUUUCAGGUAACGUUGGCUACGGAAGUGUUGAUGACAAAGCAAGGAGCCUAAGGUGGCGAGAGAGCUCAUGAUGAAUCGGUUCCGAAAGUGGCUGUACAAGCCCAAGAGGUCCGACCCACAGCUCUUGGCUCAGUUUUAUUAUGCUGAUGAGGAGCUGAACCAGGUGGCCUCAGAGCUAGACAGUUUGGAUGGCAGGAAGGAUCCACAGAGAUGCACCCUACUAGUCAACCAGUUCCGCUCCUGCCAGGACAAUGUAUUGAAUAUUAUAAACCAGAUCAUGGAUGAAUGUAUCCCCGGUGACAGAGCAAACAGGGACUUCUGUGUGAAAUUCCCAGAGGAGAUACGUCAUGACAACCUAGCAGGGCAACUCUGGUUUGGGGCAGAGUGUUUAGCAGCAGGAUCCAUCAUCAUGAACCGUGAGAUUGAAAGCAUGGCAAUGAGACCCCUGGCCAAAGACCUGACACGGAGUCUGGAAGAGGUGCGCAACAUCACACGUGACCAAGCUCUACGAGACCUCAACUUUUACACAGACCGCAUGAAGGAGGCAUUGCGCCAGUUUGACAGCCUUUUUGCAGAGUUUGAGCUUUGUUACGUAUCAGCCAUGGUGCCUGUGAAAUCCCCAAAAGAGUAUUAUGUACAGCAGGAAGUGAUUGUACUGUUCUGUGAGACAGUAGAGAGAGCUCUCAAACUUGGCUAUCUCACACAAGAUAUGAUUGAUGACUAUGAACCUGCUCUCAUGUUUACAAUACCCAGGCUAGCCAUUGUAUGUGGUCUGGUUGUCUAUUCUGAAGGCCCUCUUGACCUGGACCGCAAACCAGAGGACAUGUCUGAGCUUUUUCGACCCUUUCGCACUUUACUGAGGAAGAUCAGAGACCUGCUGCAGACUCUCACUGAAGAAGAGCUGAUGACCCUGGAACGAAGUCUCUGCAUUUCUCAAGAUGGAGAGUUUCCUGUGGGGCACAGUCUGCCUACAGCUCCUGACCCAUCCACUUCCGACACUGCAGAAAGUAAACCAGAAGAGUCAUGUGACGUGAUGGAGAGUGGGGAGGAAGAGGAGGCAGUGGUGGACUUGACUGUAUGUGCUGCUCAGCCUGAGGACCAAGGAAAGCGGAACGAGGAGAAGGAGUUGGAGCCUGUUCAGGAACCUCAGCAUGAGGCAGAGGAGGGUACUGAGACAGAUUUGGCCUGCUCUAUGCAAUACGAUGAAGAGGAGAUCGAGCAGCUGAAUAUGAUGGUGCAUCGUGUGGGUGACCAGAUGUCUACACUGCUCUCCCCUCCCAGUCAGAGACAGUCUCCAGCUCACCAAUCUCAGCCCUACUAUGAGGGAUCUAGUGGGAGCUCCAGCACUGAGGCCUCUCCUCGCCGAGCACCUCACCGGUACCAGGAGGAAGAAGACAGAGUGUUCUUCAUGGAAGACCUAGAAGCAGGAGUAGUUGUAGGAGAAUUACUAAGCAGUGCGCAGAACAUCUGUCAAGGCACCUCCUCCCAACAGCAAAACCCUCCCCUCAUAGACCCUGUACACACAGAACCUUCCCAUUCAGCUGUAACGUCUUGUAAUGGUUGGCUAAGUGCCUGCCAGUCAGAAGAGCUAGCUAAUCAGGACUGCCACACACAUUCUUCCUCCUCUAAGCCCACAGGAGCCCCUGAGCCAUUAUCACAUGUCAAUGGGUGGGGUACCACGCGUGAGGAAGUAGGAGCAGAGACUGCAGAAGUCAUCGCGCAUCGUAUGGGAGGGAUGAAACUCUCAGCAACAGUAAUAUUCAACCCGCGGUCUCCCAGCCUAUCAGAGCUUUCAGUGGUCUUGCCUCGCUCUUCAGAUGGUUCAGAGGGCAGGGCAGAGGACGGAGCCUUGGUAGCAACACGCUGCCUGCUUAACUCAUGUGUUUGCUGUGCUGGGGGUUGUGAUGACAACCACGAUGAUGCGGCUUCUAUGGAGACCACCGGUAUUGCAGGCCGAGGUUUGCCACUGGGAUUCGACCAACCCAAAACUCACCUUACGGUCACUAGCUCUGUCAUCCAAAGUGCAGUAGGGAACAGCAAUGCAGGAAAGGGAGAUGCACCCUUGCCCCUGCCCCUACCCCCUCCCAAGGCCCACCUCACACCCUUGUCUCAAGACUGUGCAAAUGAGGGCAUGGUGAAGGAGGAGAGAGAGAUGGAGUUUCUCUCCCAGGCUCCUUGCCUAGCGAGCAACUCAGGGCUCCUGUCAUCCCAGGAUGGGGAUUCCAGAAGAGGGGCUCUAGAAUCCUGUUGUAAUCCUCAGACCAAGGCUGGCAGGAAGUCACAGGAGAGACAAGGAGGGGUGGAAAAGCACACCAAGGAAGAGAGUAAAAAGAGCUCCAGUUCUCAGGAGUCACCUCUCAGUUCAGUCACAAGCAGUGACUGUGAGUGUGUGUCUGUGACAUCAUGCAGUCUUUCAAGUACAUAUACAACCAGCCCUGUUAGUAGUCUGACCACCAGCUCAGACACAUCUGAAGAUCUGGACCAUCAGGAGAUUCAGCUGGCCCUGCAGGCUGCCAAGAUGGCUGCUCACAAGAAAAUCCGCUCGCGUUUCCACAGUAGCAGUGACCUCAUCCACCGCCUUUUUGUUUGCAUAUCAGGUGUGGCUGAUCAACUACAAACAAACUACGCAAGUGACUUAAGGAGCAUCCUCAAGACACUUUUUGAAGUCAUGGCAACAAAAUCUGAGCAGGGAGACAAUGAAAAACAGAAAAAAGGUACUCCAGGGCUGGGUAGUGCUGUGUUGGAGGACUGUGCUCUCUGUCAGGAGACGAUCUCUUCAUCUGAGCUAGCAGCUAAAGCACGUGAGGGACAGUUUGAAGAUCCACCAGAGUGGGUGCCAGACGAAGCCUGUAAUUCCUGCAUAGCCUGUAAGGCACCAUUCACUGUCAUCCGUAGAAAACACCACUGUCGGAGUUGUGGAAAGAUUUUUUGUUCUCGCUGUUCGUCGCACUCUGCUCCGCUGCCAAGAUACGGUCAGGUGAAGCCCGUGAGAGUGUGCACACACUGCUACAUGUUUCAUGUCACACCUUUCUACAGUGACAGGACUGGUAUCUGACCACUGCUAAAAACUCCCAAUCUUUAACCAACCCAAGGGCUGGUAUGUCACAUGCACAAACUCAACAAAAUUUUUUUCAUUCACACAUACUCACAUAUUUCACACUAUCAAAUCCUCACACAAUCAUACAAAACCCCUGUUCAGUAAGACACUGAAGAAUAUCAGACUUAGUAGCAAGUCAGAUAAUUAUCAAAUUAAGCACAAUAAUUAAACCCUUUUAUUGUGAUGGUUGUAUAUAUGGAACCAAAGUAUUGUAGUAAUCUCUGGUUUACUCUCUAAAUCAGGAUAACAGGUCUGGGCCUUGUUUCCCGAUAAAAGUCACUCUAUUUAAGUCUGUUCAAGAAGUGAUGAUGAGUUUGAUGAAUAGGAAUAGGUAAGUUAAACACCAAGUUGUGAUUACAAUACAAUAUGCAAGCUACUUUACUCACAGUUAUUCAACAACCAAAAAACAUUCAAUUGUAAGUGUCUAUAUCACAGGGAGGUAAGCUACCCACCAUAAAAUAGGUCUACCUUACAUAUUACCUUCUUGGUUGGUUGGUUUCAGCAAAUCAAGAAUUUGCAUGUGACAAAGCAAUUACAGCAUUGUGUGGAACAGAUGAAUAGAUGAACUGAUAGACCACUUGUAAAAACAUGACAAAUAAUUAAUUGUGUAAAUUCCCAAAUGUAAUUUAGCAUACAUUUUGUAAACAAGAGAUGCAAUAUUGGAAAAGCUGCUUAUGAUAAUGUCUUUUUUUUUGGGAUGUUCAAGGCAGAUGUUGCUUUUAAAUGCAAAUGAAUAACUUACCUCACAGCACCAUAGGCUGCUUUGUCAGUGUAAGCACAGACCUUGACUCAAAUUUGUGACUCUGCUGUUUCAGCUAGAAAUUGAACAUACAGAAUGCACGCUUCUAUGUGCUUGACUGAUAAAACCCAUUUCAUGUACC
Molecule: messenger RNA, 4391 nt
Organism: Chanos chanos (milkfish)
Lineage: Eukaryota; Metazoa; Chordata; Actinopteri; Gonorynchiformes; Chanidae
Gene: zfyve28
Product: zinc finger, FYVE domain containing 28
Exons: 14
Coding region: 481-3468 (995 amino acids)
Biological process (GO): negative regulation of epidermal growth factor-activated receptor activity
Cellular component (GO): early endosome membrane
Molecular function (GO): metal ion binding
Source: RefSeq, a predicted model, not a curated record